Molecule: messenger RNA, 1712 nt
Organism: Quercus robur (English oak)
Lineage: Eukaryota; Viridiplantae; Streptophyta; Magnoliopsida; Fagales; Fagaceae
Product: UDP-glycosyltransferase 86A1
Exons: 2
Coding region: 65-1543 (492 amino acids)
Molecular function (GO): UDP-glycosyltransferase activity
Source: RefSeq, a predicted model, not a curated record
UAGGUCUUGCUAUACUAGCCAACUUCAUUUUAGCUUUUGUGAGUUCUCUCUCUCUCUCUCUCUCAUGGAGAACAAUCACCAAAAGCCCCAUGCUAUUUUGUUUCCCUACCCUCUUCAAGGCCAUGUAAUCCCUUUCGUCCAUCUAGCCAUAAAGCUUGCAUCAAAGGGCUUCAUCAUCACCUUUGUGAACACUCAAUCAGUCCACCACCAUAUAACCAAAUCUAAACCCAAUAGCACCAAAGAAGAUGACAUCUUCACCGGAGCUCGUAAAUCAGGUCUAGACAUACGCUACACAACUAUCAGUGAUGGUUUUCCACUAGGGUUCGAUCGUUCCCUCAACCAUGACCAGUUUUGGGAGGGUGUUUUACAUGUCUUCCCUCCCCACGUCGAUGAACUUCUAGCAAAAAUGGUUCACUCCGACCCUCCCAUCACUUGCUUGAUUUCAGACACUUUUUUCGUGUGGUCAUCAAUGAUUGCCAACAAGUAUAACCUUGUUAAUAUUUCUUUCUGGACUGAACCAGUUUUAGUUCUUACUCUCUACUAUCACUUGGAUCUUCUCAUAAAAAAUUCUCAUUUUGCUUCUCGUGAUAAACGUGAGGACACAAUCGAUUACAUACCGGGUGUGAGGGCCAUUGAACCAAAGGAUUUGAUGUCUUAUCUUCAAGCUACCGACAAUUUAUCAACGGUGGUGUACCGUAUCAUAUCCAAGGCAUUUGAGGAUGUGAAAAGAGCGGACUUUAUUGUCUGUAACACGGUCCAAGAGCUUGAAUCCGAGACAAUCUUAGCCUUGCAAGAAAAGCAGCCAAUAUAUGCAAUUGGGCCUCUUUUCCCAGUUGGGUUCACCAACAACACUGUGCCUACUAGCAUGUGGUCCGAGUCAGACUGCACCCAGUGGCUUAGCACCAAGCCACAUGGUUCAGUUUUGUAUGUCUCGUUUGGUAGCUAUGCUCAUGUUAGUAAGCAAGGCAUUGCAGAAAUAGCAUAUGGGCUUUUGGUUAGUGGAGUGAGUUUUAUUUGGGCGGUUCGACCUGAUAUUGUGAGUUCUGAUGAGACCGAUUUCCUGCCCGUUGGAUUUGAAGACGAGACCAAAGGUAGAGGCUUGAUCGUGCCUUGGUGCCGUCAGAUGGAUGUGAUCUCACAUCCGACGGUCGGAGGGUUCCUAACUCAUUGUGGAUGGAAUUCAAUAUUGGAAAGCAUAUGGUGUAGUGUACCAAUGUUGUGUUUCCCUUUGCUCACUGAUCAAUUCACUAAUAGAAAAUUAGUGGUUGAUGAUUGGAGGAUUGGACUUAAUCUAUGUGACAUGAGGUCAAUCACAAGAGAGGAAGUUGCAAGAAAGAUUAACCGUCUGAUGAGUGGAAAAUUGGCUGAUGAAUUGAGGACGAAUAUUGGGGAGCUCAAAAAGGUAGUAGUGAACUCAUUGACCACUCAUGGAUCAUCAGAAAAUAAUUUCAAUCAAUUCAUCAAUGACGUGAAAAUCAAAAUCAGAAAGAAAUUUAGCACUGUCACAUGGAAACACAAUGGUCCAUCAUUCAAUAAUGCUUAGUUUCCAUGCAUGGCCUUCCAGUAUGAUCAAUCAUUGUACAAAUUCAUAAAUGAAAAUGACAGUGCUUAAAUAUUGUUCCAUUGAAUAAUAGAGUAUAGGUCCCUUCUCAGGUCGCUUUGCAUUGUAUCAUCUUUCAAUGUUUUACAAGGAAUUGUGUUACUUUUAAUUA